AUGACUUUGAUGGGCGGCUCUAGUGGUAUCUACGGAUCUAGCAUACCUACUACCAGGCUGACACGUUCCUAUACAGUCCCCCCUGCUACAAGUAACGUACCCUUGUCCAGUUCAGGAAACUCCGGAUCUAACAGUGCAAACAACAGCCCAAAUGGAGACUUUAUACCUAAAUCUGUGAGCCUUCUGGCUGCUCAGAGCAGGAUAGAGACGCUUAAGGAAUGGAGCGUGAACACUUUCAAAACCACAAAACAGUUUGUGUCCGAAAGGUUAGGCAAGGGGUCCAAAACUGUUGACCUCGAGGUGGAGAGCAGCAUUGAGUCGCUGAGAGACACUCAGAGAAAGUAUGCAAAUAUCCUUCGCUUGGCUCGAGCCCUGACGACACAUUUCGCUAAUGUUGUGCAGACACAGAAGGCUCUGGGAGAAAGUUUCUCGGAGCUGGCUCAGAAAUCGCCAGAACUUCAAGAAGAAUUUAUUUAUAAUUGUGAGACACAGCGAACUCUAGUCAAGAAUGGGGAAAUUCUCUUGGGAGCCCUCAAUUUCUUUACUUCAUCCGUGAACACAUUAUGUAACAAAACCAUAGAGGACACACUGUUGACGGUCAGCCACUAUGAAAGUGCCAGAUUAGAAUACGACGCUUACAGAGCUGACUAUGAAGGUCUAGAGGCUGGUCCAAGAGAGGCAGCAACACAGCUGAAGCUACAGGACGCUAAGAGGAAGUUUGAGGAGCAUAAGAUUAAGUUUGAACGACUGCGAGGAGAUGUCCAGAUUAAACUCCGCUUUCUGGAUGAAAACCGGGUGAAAGUUAUGCAUAAGCAGCUUCUCCUCUUCCACAACGCAAUCUCCGCUUACUUCAGUGGGAAUGCAUCAGCCUUGGAGGCCACACUCAAGCAGUUCAAUAUACAGCUGAAGCGACCCAAUGCUGAAAAGCCCUCAUGGAUAGAGUCUUGA
This is a messenger RNA of Candidula unifasciata, 948 nucleotides long. Lineage: Eukaryota; Metazoa; Mollusca; Gastropoda; Stylommatophora; Geomitridae. The record is from the annotation of a GenBank genome assembly.